Molecule: messenger RNA, 1671 nt
Organism: Trichoderma breve
Lineage: Eukaryota; Fungi; Ascomycota; Sordariomycetes; Hypocreales; Hypocreaceae
Product: TCP-1/cpn60 chaperonin family domain-containing protein
Exons: 4
Coding region: 1-1671 (556 amino acids)
Biological process (GO): protein folding
Cellular component (GO): chaperonin-containing T-complex
Molecular function (GO): ATP binding; ATP hydrolysis activity; ATP-dependent protein folding chaperone
Source: RefSeq, a predicted model, not a curated record
AUGUCGUUCGGAGGCCAGACCCCGACCAUCAUCGUCCUCAAAGAAGGGACCGACACCUCGCAGGGCAAAGGCCAGAUCGUCUCCAACAUCAAUGCGUGUCUGGCGGUCCAGGCCACCAUCAAGUCGACUCUGGGUCCCUAUGGUGGUGAUUUGUUGAUGGUGGACCAGAAUGGCAAGCAGACGAUUACAAAUGAUGGCGCGACGGUCAUGAAGCUCCUCGACAUCGUCCACCCCGCCGCCCGCAUCCUCGUCGACAUCGCACGGUCACAAGACGCAGAGGUCGGAGACGGAACCACAUCCGUCGUUGUCCUGGCGGGAGAGAUCCUCAAGGAGGUCAAGGAGCAUGUCGAACAGGGUGUCAGCUCACAGAUCAUCAUCAAGGGUCUGAGGAGGGCAGUCCAGAUGGCCGUCAACAAGAUCAAGGAGAUUGCUGUCAGCACCGACGACGGCAGCCAGCGCGAUACCCUGAGCAAGCUGGCCGCCACCGCCAUGACGAGCAAGCUGAUUAAGCGAAACACUGAGUUUUUCACAAAGAUGGUGGUUGACGCCGUCCUAUCACUCGACCAAAACGACCUAAACGAAAAGUUGAUUGGCAUCAAGAAGAUCCCCGGCGGCUCCCUGACCGAAUCCCGCUUCGUCAACGGCGUUGCCUUCAAGAAGACGUUUGCCUACGCCGGUUUCGAGCAGCAGCCCAAGUCCUUCAAGAAGCCCAAGAUUGUCUGCCUAAACGUCGAGCUGGAGCUCAAGGCCGAAAAGGAUAACGCCGAGGUCCGCGUCGAGCAGGUGUCAGAAUACCAGGCCAUCGUCGACGCCGAGUGGCAGAUUAUCUACCAGAAGCUCGAGGCCGUCGCCAAGACCGGUGCCAAGGUCGUGCUCAGCAAGCUUCCCAUUGGUGACCUGGCCACCCAGUACUUUGCCGACCGAGACAUCUUCUGUGCCGGCCGCGUCGCCUCCGAGGACAUGGAGCGUGUCACCCAGGCCACUGGCGCCGUCACCCAGUCAACAUGCUCAGACAUCCUGCCCGAGCACCUGGGAACCUGCGAGGCCUUUGAGGAGAGACAGAUUGGAGGCGAGAGAUACAACUUCUUCGAGGGCUGCCCCGAGGCCAAGACGUGCACUCUGGUCCUGCGUGGUGGUGCCGAGCAGUUCAUUGCCGAGGUUGAGCGAUCACUCCACGACGCCAUCAUGAUCGUCAAGCGAGCCGUCAAGAACCGAACCAUUGUCGGCGGUGGUGGUGCCGUCGAGAUGGAGAUCUCGGCCUACCUGCACCAGUUCGCCGACAAGAACAUCCCGCACAAGCAGCAGGCCAUCAUCAAGUCCUUCGCCAAGGCCCUCGAGAUCAUCCCCCGCCAGCUGUGCGACAACGCCGGCUUCGACGCCACCGACAUCCUCAACAAGCUCCGCGUGGAGCACCGCAAGGGCAACACCUGGGCCGGCGUCGACUUCCAGAACGAGGGCACCGCCGACAUGCUGGAGCGCUUCGUCUGGGAGCCUGCCCUGGUCAAGAUCAACGCCCUGCAGGCCGCCACCGAGGCCAGCUGCUUGAUCCUCGGCGUCGACGAGACCAUCAGAAACGAGGAGAGCGCUCAGCCCCAGGCGCCGGGCCAGCUUCCUCCCGGUGCGGCUCAGAGGGCGCUCAGAGGCAGAGGACGGGGCAUGCCUCGACGGUAG